AUGUGUGAUUUGCAAGCUCUUAUAGAAAUUCAAAGGAAUUUAUUGAGCACGGUAAAACGUCUUAAUGAAAGAUUUUUGUCAAAGGACAGCUCGGAAAAGACACGUGGUUAUAUUGAUGCUCUUACUUCAGAGCUUGAAUGUUUAUUUCAGACGUUUAAAUGUCAACACGACGAAAUUUCAAGAGUCAUUCGAGAAACUUCCUUAAACCCUUCUGAUGUGCCAUAUAUGGCCGAUGAGAGCUUCUUUGAGUUUUCGGAAAUUUACUUUUCAUUUAAGGGCAGACUGCUAGAUAGUUUACCGACUGAUACAACACGUUCUCCAUUAAGUAGCACCUUUGCUAUGCCAACUGGGCAUGCAGAUAUGAGCGCAACUAUGGAUGCAAGACUUCCUAAGAUUUCCCUUCCAAAAUUUUCUGGUGAAUACAUUGAUUGGAUACCCUUUCGUGAUAUUUACUUAUCAUUAGUGCAUACAAACGCAUCUCUUUCUAAGAUUCAAAAAUUUUAUUAUCUAAAAGGAACUCUUACUGGAGAGGCAGCUUCUCUUAUUAAGACCAUUUCCGCCACAGAAGCUAACUACACUUCUGCUUGGAAUAUUUUAGAGACAAGAUAUCACAAUAAACGUGCGAUAGUGGGUACCCUAAUUCAAAAACUUUUUAAUAUUCCAAAAUCUGAUGGCAGUUUUCAAAGCAUUAAAUCCUUAUUGGAUACUACCCAAGAAUGCAUUUCCUCUUUGAGGAAUCUGGACAUUGAUACUACUACUUGGGAUCCAUUAUUAAUAUAUUUAAUUUGUCAAAAACUUGACCUUCAGACAAGAAGAGAAUGGGAACAUUCAUUGAAAUCAUCAACAGAAGUUCCAAACCGCUCAGAAAUGUUUUCUUUCUUAGAAAGAACCUUUAGAUCAUUGGAAUCAUUGAAUGAAUUGGCACCUGCCAACAGUAAAAUUUCUCAGGGAAACAAUUCUAGGAAUAAGAAGCAGUCAUAUGUUCAUAACGGCAAUAUUUCAAAAUCAAAGUCGAUUUCAUGCUUGUUUUGUGGAAAGGCUCAUUACCUUUCACAAUGUUACAAAUUUCUAGCUUUGCCUUGGAAAUCCAAGAAUGACUUCUUAGCUAAUAGAAACAUUUGCAGAAAUUGUUUAUCUGCCAGUCAUACUCAAGACAAAUGCAAUAGCUCGAAUAGGUGUGGAACUUGUAAACAGCCUCACCAUACGGUAUUACAUGUUGACGAGUCUGUAUCAGCUCAGAAUUCUAAUAUAAUUCCAUCAUCAACACUUAACUCCAACCAUUUGGCAAAUGAGCCAGUAGCUACUCAUAGCUCUCAGUCACCUGUUAAUGUUUUGUUAUAUACAAUACGCCUUUUCGUCAAUUCUAACGCUGGUCAUUUACCAUUAAGAGCUCUUUUGGAUCCUGGUUCUCAGGGAACUUUAAUUUCUGAAUCUGCUGUGCAGAUUUUGCGUUUACCUAAACGGAGGUCACAUUGUAAGGUGAUUGGUGUGGGAACUGAAUGUGAGAGUAUGUCGAAACACUCUGUUUAUCUUGAGUUAAUGUCGCGUUAUAAACGACUUGUGCUAUCUUGCACCGCCUUAGUUCUAUCAAAUAUUUCUUCAUACAAACCGAAUCUAUCUUCGAAGGAAAUAAAUUUACCUAACUUGAAUAAUGAGGACUUGGCUGAUCCGUUCUUUUUUCAGAACGAUCCAAUUGACAUUAUUCUAGGCUCUGACGUUUGUUCAAAAAUUAAGAUUCCUACUGAAUCAUUUGUUCAUAAUGAUUUGUUUUUUCAAAAUACGUAUUUCGGAUGGGUUUUUUCGGGCUCAUCCAAAUCAAUGACAUCGAACCAGAUUACUUAUCAUAAUGUUAAUUUGGAGAAUCUCUUAAGGGCCUUUUGGGAGCAAGAGGAGAUUAUUUCUGGCCGAGAUUUAUCUAAUGAAGAAUUGGCUUGUGAGAAUUAUUUUAAAGCUACAGUUAAGCGUAAUUCAUCUGGUCGCUAUGUGGUGAAUCUACCAUUUAGAUCAUUAUUACUGACUGGCGAUUUACCCAAAAUUCAUAACAAUAUGAUCGGUGCUUUGAAACGAUUUCAACAGCUUGAAACUUCCUUUUCUAAGCGUUCAGCAUUCGCCGAAAAUUAUAAAAAUUUCAUGCGUGAAUAUGAGUCUUUAGGUCAUAUGACUAAAAUUGGAACAUAUCCUGGUAGUGUUGAGGAAAAUUGCUAUUUCUUGCCACAUCAUGGAGUUUUUAAAGAAGAAAGCACUACCACAAAAUUAAGGGUAGUUUUUGAUGGCAGUAGCCACAUUGAAGGAAGAAAGUCUUUGAAUGAGGAACUUUCUCCAGGCCCUCCAUUACAGAACGAUCUACCAACAAUUUUGAACAAAUGGAGAAAACAUAGAAUUGCGUUCAGCGCAGAUAUCGAAAAAAUGUUUAGGCAAGUCGAAGUUACUCCUGAACAUCGCAAAUUUCAGCGAAUUUUGUGGCGCUUUAGUCCUCUAGAGGAAAUUUCUGUUUAUCAAUUGAAUACGGUGACUUAUGGCACGACAUCAGCACCUUACCUUUCCAUUCGUGUUUUGCAACAGCUUGCUUUAGAUUAUAAAACGGAUUUUCCAUAUGAAUCAAAACUAUUGAUUUCCGACUCAUAUGUUGACGACAUUAUUUCUGGCGCUAAUUCUUUGGAAAGAGCAAUUACUCUGCAAAGGAAUUUAUGUACUUUGUUGGGAAAAGGUAGAUGUAAUCUAAGAAAGUGGAUUACAAACUCGGUGGAAUUAUUAGGUGAAAUACCCGAGGAACACAGAGAGAAAUCGUUAACAUUGAAAUUCGACCGUGAUAAUGUUGUCAAGACACUCGGUAUUCAGUGGAAUACAACCACCGAUUCUUUUUCUUUCAAAGUUAAUAUUGAUCAAACCCGUCCCGUUUCAAAGAGAACUAUUUUAUCUGAGACUGCUAGUUUAUAUGACCCAUUGGGUUGGUUGACACCUAGUACUGUUAUUGCGAAGUCAUUAUUUAAGGAACUAUGGGAGAAGGGUAUAGAUUGGGAUGAUAAAAUUCCUCAUGCAAUUGAACAGAAAUGGCUACAAUAUAAAUCCACUCUUGCUAGAUUUACUGAUCUCAGAAUUCCACGAUGGAUACAUUACUGUACUGGGUCUCAAGUUGAACUUCACUGUUUUUGUGAUGCUUCGACAGUGGCUUACGCUGCUGCUGUUUAUGCCAGGGUAAUUACUUCUAAAGGCAUUUUUGUUAAUCUUUUACAAGCAAAGUCUAAAAUAUCUCCGAUAAAGACGGUCUCAAUACCGAGACUUGAACUCUGUGCUGCCACUCUAUUGGUAAAAUUGACCGCAAAAGUCAAAGCUUCAUUUUUGGAUGUGGCAAUCCAGGAAAUUUUCUUUUGGAGUGAUAGCUCCACAGUUUUAAGUUGGAUUAGAAAACCACCAUCAAAUUGGACUGUUUACGUGGCCAAUCGAGUUGCCGAGAUCCAACGUCUUAGUAAUCCUUUACAAUGGAAAUAUGUUCCAUCUGCUUUAAAUCCUGUCGAUUGUGCAUCCAGGGGAAUUUUUCCUCAUGACCUAAUGGAAUUUAGUCGAGUGAAUAAAAAUCUGAAGGAAACUGAUUCUUUAAACGUGGCUACUAUAAAUAAUACUUUAAAAGGGUUACUUAAGAUUACUCAAGCCAUCGAUUUUCCGGAGAAUACUAGGAAACAGAUUUUAAAUGGUGAUGCUAAACGUAACUCACUUUUGAAACUAAUGCCUUUCAUUGGUAAUGAUGACUUUAUUCGUGUAGGUGGUCGUUUGCGUAAUUCUACCUUACCAUAUGAUGUUAAACAUCCAAUACUUUUGUCUAAAAUGAAUCCCCUUUCCAGUCUCAUAAUAAGAGAAGCACAUGAAAACACUUUACAUGGCGGCAUUACUUUGACCAUGUCUUACGUGAACAGAAAAUAUUGGAUAGUAUCUGGCAAUCGAUUGGCUAAGAAAAUUAUAGGUAGUUGUAUACGUUGCUUUAAAUAUUCUGCUAAAUCUGCUACUCAGAUUAUGGGAAAUCUACCUCCGGUGCGUCUAAACGUCACCAGGCCGUUUAAGCAUAGUGGCGUUGAUUACGCUGGUCCAAUUUCCGUAAAAAACUCAACUUUCCGAUCUGCUAUUAUAUCUAAAGGAUAUAUUUGCCUUUUUGUGUGUAUGGUAACUAAAGCCAUUCAUUUGGAGGCAGUUUCCGACAUGACAACAAAUGCUUUUUUAGCAGCUUUUCGCAGAUUUGUAUCCCGCAGAGGUGUUUGUACGGACAUUUACUCAGAUUGCGGUACGAAUUUUAUAGGUGCAUCGAAAGAGCUUCAGGUCCUGUUUCACCGGAAUAGAAAAUCCAUUCCUGAAGACUUGCGUAAUUCUUUAGUAUCAUUGGGAACGGAAUGGCAUUUUAUUCCACCUGCCUCACCAAAUUUUGGAGGUCUAUGGGAGGCGGGUGUGAAAUCUGUAAAACACCAUUUAAAACGAGUUAUGCAUGACAAAAUUCUAAGCUUUGAAGAGCUUACAACACUACUUUGCCAGAUAGAAAGUUGUCUGAACUCGCGACCGCUGUGCCCGUUGUCAUCUGAUCCAUCUGAUAUGGAUGCCUUGACGCCAGCCCAUUUCAUAAUAGGAGAGCCAACCAAUUGCAUACCGGAAGAAAAUCUCCUUGAUAUGAAUAUAAAUCGUCUAUCACGAUGGAAGACAAUCCAAAAUCUUAAACAACAUUUUUGGAAACGUUGGUAUUUGGAAUAUCUAAAUCGCAUGCAAGCUCGUCCCAGAUGGCUUAAAUCCACACCAGAUGCCAAAAAAGGUGAUCUUGUUCUAAUUUCUGAUGACAGAUGUGGUCCUGGCCAAUGGCUGAUGGGUCGAAUAUAUUCAAUACAAGAGGUAUCUACACUGCAAUAUGAACCUGUAUCAUCUGCUAAACGGACGGAGCCUGAUCCUGACGCUGUGAGUCGGAGCAUAGCGAAGUCCACUGACUAA
Molecule: messenger RNA, 4962 nt
Organism: Calliphora vicina (urban bluebottle blowfly)
Lineage: Eukaryota; Metazoa; Arthropoda; Insecta; Diptera; Calliphoridae
Exons: 3
Coding region: 1-4962 (1653 amino acids)
Biological process (GO): proteolysis; DNA integration
Molecular function (GO): nucleic acid binding; aspartic-type endopeptidase activity
Source: RefSeq, a predicted model, not a curated record